Molecule: messenger RNA, 4750 nt
Organism: Oryzias melastigma (Indian medaka)
Lineage: Eukaryota; Metazoa; Chordata; Actinopteri; Beloniformes; Adrianichthyidae
Product: ubiquitin carboxyl-terminal hydrolase 15
Exons: 22
Coding region: 67-3201 (1044 amino acids)
Biological process (GO): protein deubiquitination
Molecular function (GO): cysteine-type deubiquitinase activity
Source: RefSeq, a predicted model, not a curated record
UGCGUCACUCCCCCACGUGACUCAGUGACGCUACACGCUUUCCCAGCAUGCAAUGCCCGAGCAAAGAUGGCGGAGGGAGGAGCGGCUGAUCUGGAUACUCAGAGAGGAGAGAUCGCGGCGCUACUGAAAACACAGCUAAGAAAGGGAGACACCUGGUACCUGGUGGACAGUCACUGGUUCAAACAGUGGAAGAAAUAUGUGGGAUUCGACAGCUGGGAUAAAUAUCAGAUGGGGGACCAGAAUGUCUACCCAGGACCGGUUGAUAACUCAGGCCUCCUUAAAGAUGGGGACGUCCUCGCCAUCAAGGAGCACCUCAUCGAUGAGCUGGACUACAUCCUGGUCCCGACGGAGGGCUGGAAUAAGCUGGUCAGCUGGUACGGGCUGACGGAGGGACAGGAGCCUAUCGCACGCAAGGUGGUGGAGCAGGGUAUGUUUGUGAAGCACUGCAAGGUGGAGGUGUACCUGACGGAGCUGAAGCUGUGUGAGGACAGCAACAUGGACAACGUGAUCACCAGACGCUUCAGUAAAGCCGACACGAUAGACAUGAUAGAGAAGGAGAUGAGGAAGCUGUUCAGCAUCCCCGAGGAGAAGGAGACCCGACUGUGGAACAGAUACAUGAGCAACACCUUCGAGCCGCUCAACAAGCCCGACAGCACCAUCCAGGACGCCGGCCUCUACCAGGGACAGGUUCUUGUCAUAGAGCAGAAGAACGAAGACGGCUCGUGGCCACGGGGCUCCACGGCGUCCAAGUCAUCUGGCGCUUCCAAUCUCUCUGCUUUGCCAAAGAUCUCGCCUUCAUCACUCACAAACAGUCAUAACAGCAGCUUCAACAGCAGGAACGUGAAGAAUUCCAGCUACAGUCUGCCGUCCUACCACCCCUACACCAACAGCUACGACUACUCCGACCAGAGCAGACCCAGCGAGCGCUCAGGACUCUGCGGAUUAUCCAACUUAGGGAACACCUGCUUUAUGAACUCUGCUGUGCAGUGUUUAAGCAAUAUUCCUCCGCUGACGGACUACUUCCUCAAAGACAAGUACACGGACGAGCUCAACGAGGACAACCCGUUGGGGAUGAAGGGGGAGAUCGCGCGGGCCUACGCUGACCUCAUCAAGCAGCUGUGGUCGGGCAAGUACAGCUACGUCACGCCGAGACCCUUUAAGACGCAGGUGGGCCGCUUUGCGCCGCAGUUUUCCGGCUACCAGCAGCAGGACUCCCACGAGCUUCUCGCCUUCCUCCUGGACGGCCUUCACGAGGAUUUGAACCGCAUCAGGAAGAAGCCAUACAUCCAGCUGAAGGACGCCAACGGCCGACCUGAUAAGGUCGUGGCAGAAGAGGCGUGGGAGAACCACAUAAAGAGGAACGACUCCAUCAUCGUGGACAUUUUUCACGGCCUGUUCAAGUCCACCCUCGUUUGUCCUGUCUGCUCCAAGGUUUCCGUGACCUUCGACCCCUUCUGCUACCUGACGCUGCCACUCCCCAUGAAGAAGGAGCGGACCCUGGAGGUCUACCUGGUCAGACUGGACCCGGUGGCCAAACCCACACAGUACAAGCUGACCGUGCCAAAGGUGGGCUGCAUCUCCGACCUUUGCACCGCCCUCUCCAACCUGUCCGGAGUGCCUGCUGAGAAGAUGAUCGUCACCGACAUUUACAACCACCGCUUCCACCGGAUCUUCGCCACCAACGAGAACCUCAGCAGCAUCAUGGAGAGAGACGAUAUUUAUGUUUUCGAGGUGGCGGUGAACCGACUAGAAGACACGGACCACGUGGUGAUCCCGGUCCACCUGAGGGAGAAGUACAAGCAGUCGGGCUACAAUCACACCAGCACGCCGCUGUUCGGCCAGCCUUUCCUCAUCGCCGUGCCCAGAACUCUGAGCGAGGACAAACUCUACAACAUGCUGCUGCUGCGCCUCUAUCGGUUUGUGCGAUCUUCUGUGGAGGAAGAUGAGGACGACUGCGAGGAAACGCAACCAUCCAAACCACACACCGUCAACGGAAACGCUACCAACGGGCUGCUGGAGGAGGGGUCGCCAAGCGAGAUGGAGACCGACGAGCAGGACGACGAGUCCAGCCAGGACCAGGAGCUGCCGUCCGAGAACGACAACAGCCAGUCCGAGGACUCGGUGGGCGGAGACAACGAGUUGGAGAACGGCGUGGUCGGCCCGCAGAUCCCCACCAAAGGCCAGCAGACAGUCGGACACAACAGGAAGAGGCUUUUCACAUUCCAGUUCAACAACAUGGGCAAGACGGACUUCUCUCUCAUCAAGGAAGACACCAGACAAAUCCGCUUUGACGAAGGUCACCUCCGGCUCAGCGACCGCUCUUAUCUCUCUUUGGACUGGGAACCAGAAGUCAAGAAGAAAUAUUUUGACGAGACGAUUGUCGAGGACUUCGAUAAACAUGAGAGCAUGGAGUACAAACCUCAGAAGAAAGCUUUCUUUAAGCUAAAAGACUGCAUCGAACUGUUCACCACCAAGGAGAAGCUGGGAGCAGAAGACCCAUGGUACUGUCCAAACUGCAAACAGCACCAACAGGCUACCAAGAAGCUGGACUUGUGGUCUCUGCCACCGGUGUUGGUGGUCCAUCUGAAGCGCUUCUCAUACAGUCGCUACAUGAGGGACAAACUGGACUCACUGGUUGACUUCCCACUCAGAGACUUGGACAUGUCUGAAUUCCUGAUCAAUCCCAACGCCGGGCCAUGCCGCUACGACCUCAUCGCUGUCUCCAACCACUACGGGGGAAUGGGAGGAGGCCACUAUACUGGUUAUGCUAAAAACAAAGACGACGGAAAGUGGUACAACUUUGAUGACAGCAGCGUGUCGCCCGCCAGUGAGGAUCAGAUCGUGUCCAAAGCGGCGUACGUGUUGUUCUAUCAGCGGCAAGACACGGUGAAAGGCACCGGCUACUUCGCCCUCGACCGCGAGGAGGAAGACGAGGACGAAGAGGAGGAGGAUGAAGCUGAAGAUGUGGAAAAUGAGACCGGGGAGAAGCUGGAGAGAAAACCCGUCUCCUCCAGUCAGGGGGCUUCAUCCGCCGCCUGCACCUCCACCCAGAGCGACGAGGAGGAUCUGAACGAGAACAGGCACAGGAAGAACGACAACGACCAGGCGGACGACGAAGAAGAGGAAGAGGAGGAGGAGGACGAAGAAGAAGAGGAAGAGGAGCAGGUACCUAACAGGGACGUAACAAUGAAAACCAACUGAGGAAAGCGGAUAAUAAGGAAUGGGAUUGUGAAGACACACAAGCGCCGGCGGAGAAGCACCUCCUCGACAUCCGACCCUGUGGGUGGAUCCCUGAAGGGGCGACGCCCCCUUCCGUCUGCUCAGACAUCCACUUUUUUUUUAUUAAUCCCAACAGAGCGUCAUAUCCUUUUUAAAUGUAUUUAGGUUUUUGUAAAUAUUUUAAACACUGAAGUUUUUCAUGAUGCGCUGAAAAUUUUUUUUUUUAACUUGCACAAUCACCAACCAUUUUUAAGAAAAAAAAAUGUGUUCAUGCCAGACGUACUGCAGUUGUUUACGGACAACGUUAAGAGCUUUUCCAGAUCAUCACACAGAAGCUCGUCAUGUUUUAUAAGCUGUCUAAAGCCAAACUGUCCAGGGUUCGUGUUCGUGCUGCUGCUGUGAUCUUGCGUUUUUAGGAAGAUUACCAGUAUCCUGGUGUCCGCCUUAACCAUCGCCCCGCCCCUGUCAAUCAACCCCACCCCCCUCGAGGCUGUUUCUAAGCAAUCUUUGUUUCCGACUCUCACUCGGACUAAACUCUGUGGCUUCGUCUGUAUUUUCUUGGGGAUGGAUUUGGAGAACAUCGGUGAUGUCGCUCGUUUGGAUCACCUCGGCCUUAAAUCUCAACUGGAGGUUUUUUCUUUUUUUUUUUUUUUCGUGUUUCACACCUGUCGUUCUGAACACAAACAAGCUUAUUGUAGGAAUGUCGCACCCACACGAGGGCCAGAAUGUACGCCGAGUGGACUCAGACCACGUGUAUAUGACCGAUGCCUUUUAGAAUUUUCCUUUUCUUUUUCUUGCUUCUUUGAGGUUUUUUUGGUUGAAUGAGAAUUCUUUGCGUUUGCUGACUGGAUGAAUUUGUGUGUAAUAAUGCUCCUAAACUUCAAAACGGGAGUCUAAACUGAAAAAAAAAGGUGGGGUGAGUCCUCCUAAAAGGGUUUCUAUAGCUUUCAGGAUCAUGAACAGUCGCGGCCGGUCUUUUUCCAUCGACUCAUGCUAACAUCUGGAUUUUUCUUUUUCUACGCGUUUUCUCGACUGCCUCAGACGUUUCGCUACGCAGACGUCUACCAUGCCUUCACCAGCUUCGAUGUCUGGGCUCCGCCGGCUCAGCGCUGCCUUGCUUUUAGGCCGACUCGCCCCACCCUGACCGAGUGAGACGUGAUUGCUACUCAUACAAUAUUGUACAGAAGAGUUCACUCUGUGAGUGCACAUUUGAUAAAGUUUAUUUAUUUAUAUGUAAGCAUUUCUUAAUAAACGAUAUAUUUAAAACCUUGGCAAGACCCUGGACCGUCUGGAGAACAUUCUCGCCGUCUUGCCAGGGAGGGAAUAUUUUUUAAGAGAAUGGUUCUGUUGUUUGGGGACUGUGUUCUUUUGUAAAAAAAAUAAUAAUAAUUAAAUCAAUGCAGACAUCCUUGCAUGAUGAUAUAUUGGGGUUUGCAGGUGUGGCUGCACUUGAGUUCACUUGGGUUUACAUUACAAAUGUGCAUGUGUAUUUAUACACAAUCUUCAAUAAAGUUGUGUAAAGCUUCCUGCA